UAUUAAAAAAGAAAUUUUACACUACCACUUUAGAUGUAUCUUGGUCCCUAAUGAAGAUUUUUUAAUUAAAAGUUAAUAAUUUUAAAAAAGUAUAGUAAUUUAAAAAUAACUGAUAGCAAUCCUAAUUCUAUUUGGUUCUGGACUAGUAAUGGCAGUACUUGAUUGAUAAUUCAUAUAGAAGUGGGACAUUUGAAACAAUUAAAACGGAAAUUUUGGGUAAGUUUUUCUUAAUUAUAUAAUAUCAGGAUCGAUCAUACUGUUGAAGAAACCAUGUCAACGCCACCAACUACUCCAAACCUUGAGGUUGAGACAUCAAUAAACCUCUUUUUGAUUCUAGGUGUUAUUGCUUCUUUUCUGAUAGCAAUAAUUAUAGUUUAUAUCAUAAGUGCUUGCUACGAGAAAGCCAAGAGGCUGCUUCCACCCCAAGAUAUUGAAACUGGGGGCUUUCUCCCCCAAGCCAUGCAAGGCCAAGGCCAACCGCGGCGGCAGCAGCAGCAGCAGGCUUCAAAGCCGAUAAUCCUGGCGGGGGCUGUUGUUAUAUACAGGAAUAUUAAGGAAGAACCAGAAGAAGCAAAGUACUGCAGCAACGAGUGUGCGAUAUGCUUGGAAGAGUUCAAAGAAAGGGAUCGUUGCAGGAUUUUAUCCAAGUGCAAACAUAUCUACCAUAUUUGUUGUAUAGAUCGGUGGCUGCUCAAGGAGUUGCAUUGCCCGCUUUGUCGUGGUUCUAUCCAUGCUACAGUACCAACUAAUGUUCAAACUGCUUGAUUUUUUUUAAAUAUAUUUGAAUUAUUCAAGAUUGAAUUUUUUACUGAGAUUAAAAGUUAACCAGAAAGUAAAAAUUCAGCAUUAUCAUAUAUCACAAUAUCCCAUAUAUAUAUAUAUAUUAG
This is a messenger RNA of Durio zibethinus, 887 nucleotides long. Lineage: Eukaryota; Viridiplantae; Streptophyta; Magnoliopsida; Malvales; Malvaceae. The record is from RefSeq and is a predicted model, not a curated record.